CCCACGCGCUCUUCUUCUCUCUCAUUUAGUUGAGAAACUGGUGUUCAAAGUUUAGCUCUCCCUUAAUCUUCAAUCUUCAACACUUGAAGCUCUCAUUUAGUUGAGAAACUGGUGUUCAAGUUUCUCUCUCCCUUAAUCUUCAAUCUUCAACACUUGUGGGGCCCUGCGUUUCUUUUCUUCACAUCUAGAGACGAAAGAUAAAGGGCUUGUAGCUUUCAUUUUAAGAAUACUAGAGAUAGCAGCAAAUGCUCUCUCUUUCUCGCUGCCUUCAAAGGGGACUUUCAGCUACCAGAGACAUUGUGUGAAACGUGCUAGUGCGAGGAAAUCUUCAAAGCGAAGCUUAUACUCUCUCUCUCGGUGCCGCGCAAAGAUCGAAUGUUGAGGAGAUAGAGUUGUUGAGGCAAAACAUUCGAGGAGAGGUAUUUUUGACAGCCAAAGAUGGGGGCUGAACCAUUCACUAAGUACAAGUCUUCUUGGCCUAAAACAGUAGUGAAGAAAUGGCUGAAUAUCAAGACUAAUGCGAAUGAAUUUCAGUCUGACUAUUGGAUUCAAGGACCGCAAGAACGAAGGAAGAGCUGCUCCAAUAAGGAUCAUUACAUACUCACAAAGCACUACCCAGGAUCACUUUCCAAUGGGAGGGAGGAGAAUCUCAAAAGGCCUAGGGUAGAGCUAGAUGGACCACAAAAGGGUACUGGCGAUCGGAAAUUAAGGAUGUUUGUUGGCACAUGGAAUGUUGGCGGCAGAGCACCGAAUCCGGAUUUAAGUUUGAAGGAGUGGCUCAACACACCGACUCCAUCAGACAUUUAUGUAUGCGGAUUUCAAGAAAUUGUGCCAUUAAAUGCUGGAAAUGUUUUAGGAGCCGAGGACAGGGGCCCCGCUACCAAGUGGCUCACUUUGAUUCGCCGUACCCUAAACGACCCUGAGAGUGACCGAACCGUGGGACCCACCUCAACGAAAUCCCCUCAAUUUGAAGAUGAAGAAAAUGAUCAUCAACCACUCCAACGGCCACGGAUAAGCUUCUCUGAUCUGUUGUCAUUACAAGAUGAGAUGAAUGCUGAAGAAUUUGGAAGCUCAAAAUCAAACUUAAACCCACACAAUGAAUAUUCUUUUUCAGCCUUGAGCCCCACUCAAUCAUUAGAAAGGCAUAAUGAGGGCAAGAAUGGCUACUAUUUGGCUGCAAGCAAACAAAUGGUGGGAAUAUUCCUGUGUGUGUGGGUCCGCAAUGAGUUGAACCAACAUAUUACAAAUUUGAAGGUUUCAUGCGUUGGACGUGGGCUCAUGGGUUACAUGGGAAACAAGGGCUCAGUUUCCAUUAGCAUGACUCUUCACCAAACAACCUUUUGCUUUGUUUGCACUCAUCUCACAUCUGGAGAGAAGGAAGGUGAUGAGGUUAGGAGAAAUUUGGAUAUCAUGGAAAUACUGAAAAAGACAAGGUUUCCUCAAUCACAUCCGGUCUUUGCACCUCCCACCCCCGAUAGCAUAUUAGACCAUGAUAAGAUAAUAUGGCUUGGAGAUCUAAACUAUCGUCUCGCAUCAAGUGAUGGAGAGAUGCAUGCCUUGAUCCAAAGAAAUGAUUGGGAAGCCUUGUUGGAGAAAGACCAGCUCCUACAAGAGAGAAAGGCUGGUCGAAUAUUCAAUGGAUGGAAGGAAGGGAAAAUUUACUUUGCUCCCACCUACAAAUAUGUUGUUAAUUCGGAACAGUAUGCUGCCCAAAAUGCUAAGCCCAGAGAAAAACGACGAACCCCAGCUUGGUGCGAUCGCAUCUUAUGGCGUGGGAGUGGGCUGACCCAACUGACCUAUUCUCGGGCCGAGUCCAAAUUCUCGGACCACCGGCCCGUCUUCUCUCUCUUCUUUCUCCAACUCUCUAUUCUCUCUCUAACUCUACAAACCAACUCUCACUUCAACUGUCAUGAACCCCCAAAGCCCUCUACCUGCACAACUGCCAGGGUCUUGGCCGAAGAGCUGCUCCCCAGUCACCUUGUCGCCCAUUGACCCAUCCCAUGCCUCACCAACAUUUUUAGAGAGAGAAACCCUUUUUGUAGAGAGAGAAAGAAAUCAACCAUCAUGUCUCAUUGUGCCGGGAGUGCGCAGACCGAAGGUCGGCGCGGCCGGUGGGCUCAGGGGUCACGCUUUGAGGGUGAAAAGCUGGACCCCUCGAGCUCGUGGGUCACGCUUUGAGGGUGAAAAGCUGGACCCCUCGAGUUCGUUGUAGAGAGAGCAGGGAAAGAUGCCAAAGCCUAACCACUCUCUCUCAUCAUGAGGGAACAUGUGUAUACCUGCAAUUUUCUCUCUCUUCCCAGAUUUGAGUUUUGUUUUUUGUAUUUAUUUUUUUUGUCUUUUGCGCUCCAGCUGUACUUGGUGGCGUUCAUGAUGCAGGAAAGAGUCUUUGGCUAUUUUUUAUUUUAUUUUUUUUGGCGCCUUUACGGCAUUUUUUUAAUGUAAAUAUUAUUAUUUUUUGUUCUUUUUUGAGUUAAAUGACUUUGUUAUUGGUUUUGCUGCUUAAUAAAGAUGAGGAAAUUUUUCUUGGUC
This is a messenger RNA of Amborella trichopoda, 2529 nucleotides long. Its product is annotated as type I inositol polyphosphate 5-phosphatase 8. Gene Ontology annotation, molecular function: phosphatidylinositol-3,4,5-trisphosphate 5-phosphatase activity; phosphatidylinositol-4,5-bisphosphate 5-phosphatase activity; inositol-polyphosphate 5-phosphatase activity. Lineage: Eukaryota; Viridiplantae; Streptophyta; Magnoliopsida; Amborellales; Amborellaceae. Gene Ontology annotation, biological process: phosphatidylinositol dephosphorylation. The record is from RefSeq and is a predicted model, not a curated record.